UCCCUUCAGGUACCGGAUGGCCACAAUUCAGUCACCCAAAGCCUUCUCUUUUCUCUCCUUCCUUGCUGAAAUUCUAACACAGGCAAGGGGAUCCCUGGAGCUCCAACCCCCUCAUGGGGAAGAAUUUUUUCCUAAUCUCAAACCUGAAUUUCCUUCUUUCAGUUUGAACCCAAAUGAGCAGGACAACAUUUCCCUCGCAGGGGCUGGUUCGAGCUGUUGUUGCACAGGAUCUUUGAGCAGUGCUGAGGGUUGUCUGGGGCUAGAGCUGUUCCUGCCUGGCUAAUACUUUAUUUUUCCCCCACACCAGAGCCGGUGAGAAGGGGAAAACCCCCCAGCUCCCUCCUGCAGCCAUGGAAGGGGGUGUGCAGCUCCUCAACCGCGACGGGCACAGCAUCUCCCACAACUCCAAGCGCCACUAUCAUGAUGCCUUCGUGUGCAUGAACCGCAUGAGGCAGCGGGGGCUGCUCUGCGACAUCGUGCUCCAUGUGGGCACCAAGGAGAUCAAGGCCCACAAGGUGGUGCUGGCGUCGUGCAGCCCGUACUUCCACGCCAUGUUCACAAAUGAGAUGAGUGAGAGCCGCCAGACCCACGUGACGCUGCACGACAUCGACCCUCAGGCCCUGGAGCAGCUGGUGCAAUACGCCUACACCGCCGAGAUCGUGGUGGGAGAGGGGAACGUGCAGGUGCUGGACCUCAUUUCUAGUGACAGCCUCAAUGUGCCAUCGGAGGAGGAGGUGUACCGGGCUGUGCUCAGCUGGGUCAAACAUGAUGUGGACAGCAGGAGACAGCACGUCCCCAGGCUCAUGAAGUGCGUCCGGCUGCCCCUGCUGAGCCGGGACUUCCUCAUGAGCAAUGUGGACACGGAGCUGCUGGUGCGGCACCACUCGGAGUGCAAGGACCUGCUGAUCGAAGCCCUCAAGUACCACCUCAUGCCGGAGCAGAGGGGGGUCCUGAGCAACAGCCGGACGAGGCCGCGGCGCUGCGAGGGGGCCAGCACGGUGCUCUUCUCCGUGGGUGGAGGGAGCCUGUUUGCCAUCCACGGGGACUGUGAGGCCUACGACACGCGGACGGACCGGUGGCACAUGGUGGCCUCCAUGUCGACGCGCAGGGCCAGGGUGGGCGUCGCGGCCAUUGGGAACAAGCUCUACGCUGUGGGCGGCUAUGACGGGACCUCUGACUUGGCUACAGUGGAGUCCUAUGAUCCUGUCACCAAUUCCUGGCAACCUGAGGUGUCCAUGGGCACCAGGAGGAGCUGUCUGGGCGUAGCAGCACUUCAUGGGCUUCUCUAUGCUGCUGGGGGGUACGAUGGGGCCUCGUGCCUGAACAGCGCAGAGAGGUACGACCCUCUGACAGGCACCUGGACAUCCAUCGCUGCCAUGAGCACCAGGAGACGCUACGUCCGGGUGGCAACUCUAGAAGGCAACCUCUAUGCUGUUGGGGGAUAUGACAGCUCAUCCCACUUAGCCACGGUAGAGAAAUAUGAGCCCCAGAUCAACACCUGGACACCCAUCGCCAACAUGCUGAGCCGCCGGAGCAGCGCGGGGGUGGCCGUGCUGGAGGGGAUGCUCUACGUGGCUGGGGGCAACGAUGGCACCAGCUGCCUUAACUCUGUGGAGCGCUACAACCCCAAAACCAACACGUGGGAGAGCGUGGCACCCAUGAACAUCCGCAGGAGCACCCACGACCUGGUGGCCAUGGAUGGGUGGCUGUACGCCGUGGGUGGCAACGACGGGAGCUCCAGCCUCAACUCCAUCGAGAAGUACAACCCCCGCACCAACAAGUGGGUGGCAGCGUCCUGCAUGUUCACCCGCCGGAGCAGCGUGGGGGUGGCCGUGCUGGAACUCCUCAACUUCCCUCCCCCCUCCUCGCCCACCCUCUCGGUGUCUUCGACGAGCCUUUGACAAAGAAUCAGGACGUACCUUACCUCAAGGGGACAGGGGUGCCUGGCAGGGCUCUAGGCCGGCCCCGAGGGGCAGCCGGUCGCUGUAGGAGGGGAGCGAAGGUCCUGGUUGGUGCCUGCAGCCCCAGCACUCCUGUGAACCCCGGAGCUGUCCCCGCUCUUGGGGCGCCCAUCGGAUCAGCGCCACCACAGCAGUUAGAAAUGUGCUUCCUGGACGAGCACCCUCGGUCGGAGGGCGACGACGAGGCGGGUGCUCUCCGCUCCGCUCAGACUCAUCCCACCGCCCGCCCCAAGGGCUCAUAUCUCCUUUGGGGAGGGGAAACUCUAAACCAUUGCUGCUUCUUGGAUUCACGGGAUCCAGCCGGUGCCACACACGAGCACAGCCAGCCUUGGAGGCUUCCAGGAGCCCUGUGGGGUGGCCGAGGUGGGCAGCGCUCCUGCCAAGGACACGGCAAAUGUGCAACCACCGCUCCUCUGAAUGUCACUGUAGCCAAACUCUUUACCAAGCCUAUCGUGCACUGUUAAAGACUCUGAGGCCACUGUAUGGUUCUCAAUGGUGUCUCAUUGAUGCCUUAAAAUACACAAACAGAAGAAUCCCAGCUAAGGGACAGGGCCUGGAGGAGGUGAGGUUCGGAGGCAGAACUGGACGUAGCAUCCUGAACCCUCCAGUGUUUCCAUGCUCUGCUGGCCCCCACCUCAUCCCCCGAGAUCCUAGCUGGCCAUUGCUCUGGGGAGUCCCAAGCCAGGCAGAUGGGUUGGGUGACCUUGUUGGCAUCCAUGCCAUUGCUGUCCCAUGCUCAAAGGACUGGGUGGCUGCCUGCUCUCUGCACGUGGUCCUGGCUCAGACUGGAAAAGGAUCGGCCUGUUUGCUGUUCCCCUCUCUGCAAAGCAGAUUCUGGGUUUGUGGAGAGCUAUCAGUUCUUUAAAAAGAACAGUCCAGCCUUCUAAAUGAGGAGGAUUGCCUGGCAUUACUUCUUUUGGGUAUUAAUUUUUUGCCUUUUUUUAGUUGAAUGCUAAUAUUUUAGUUUUUAAUGACUUCAUAUCCCUUUGUUUUCUACGCUACCCUGGUAUUCCCCAUCCCAUCUGCUUCUAAGGCAGCAGAAGGGAUGCAAUUACUUUUCUCAUUUGUUGAGGAGACGAUGCCUGUGUCCUGGAAGACGUUCUCUAUGGAUGUGUGGGGUGUGUGCAUGUGUGAGAUACCAAAUGUGCAGCGAAAGCAGCACGGAAGGGACCAUUUGCAAUUAGCGACUCCCUGGCAAUUAAGCAACCCCUUUAAUUAACUGAAGGUUGAAUAAAUUAGUGCUGUAAGUCACAGGCCUAUCCUAGACCUACCUGUGCCACGGAGCCUCUGGGGUGGUGUUUUCAGUGCGUGUGCUGUGCGUGUGAGCCGUGAACUGAGGCACAGAUCAGGUGUUCUCUGCAUUACAGAGGAAUGACUCAACCACUGGUACCUCAAUAGUGUUCAAAUGUAGCACUGGAAUACAAUCUAACUGUUUGGAACUAAUUCCUUUAUCCCUUUUUCCCCCUGCUCCUUCUCGUUUCUCAUUCACAGAGUUCAGAUUACACUCGUGGUGGGGAUUUGUUGGCCUGAAUUUUCAAGUGACGAGAGGUUUCUUCUCUUUUUUUUGAGGGGGAGGUUGGGUGAAAGGAGAGUUUGAGAUGAAACAGGGACUCCCCAGCUUAAGACAAUUUUUUUUGCGGUCUGAUUUCUCCUGGACUGGUGCCUGCAUGUUUUGCAAGCCCACUGACAUGCUUUACAAGCCCACUCACAGUGCCUCAUGCUGGACACCUGAAAUUACCAGCAGCUUCUGAAAACCUGAGCUGCUUCCCUCCCCAACCAGUCCCCAAGGGGCAGCCUGGUCUUCUCAGUCUGAGGAGGCCUUUUUGGCUUUUAGAACAGACUCUAAAUUUGCUUUUUGUCCCCCUCUCACUUGCCCAGCCCGUCACAGCUCAGCAGCUCUCCUGUUCCUCUGUACUGCAGAGGGGUCUGUGAACGUCCAGGCUCUGUGCAGGUUGUCUCUUGGUCCGUGUGGGCUGCCCUCAGAAGGUCAGAUGAAUCUGCUUUGUAUGAAAACCCCAAUGAAAUCAGUGAAGUCUGCUCCGUUUAGUGCGUGUGCCCACACCUGAGCGAGGUUCAACCCUUUCCAUCCCAUUCCCAGAACCAACAUCAGGAUUUUACUCUUCUGCUGGGCUCGUAUCGACUCAAGGUGGCCCUGGCUCCAGGGUCCUCUUGGAAGGAGGAUCAGCCCAAAGGCCCCAUGGCGGUGUCAGAGGUGGAAGGUGCUGGUGCUGGGCUUGGCCUGACAUUCCAAGAUCCUGCUGAGAACUCAGCAGGAGUCAGGAAUGGCAAAAGGAGAGCGAAGCCCAGCCAGGCUGCUGGAGGGAGCAUGGCACGGCAAAGAGGGGCACUGCAGGGCCAGGGAGGAACUGCUGGAGGGGAAACACGGCUGAUUUCAAACAAGGAGUGAGUUGUUAUAGCAGUGGUUCAGCAUCUGGUCCAGCUGUGGCUGCUGUAGCAUGAAGGGGGGCUGCUGCCUUGGGAGCAAAACCAGAGGGGAAGCGAGAAAUGUAGCAGCUGAGGAGAAUUUUUCUGCCAUGUGCCCUUGGCCUCCAUACACUGAAAAUGGUGUGUGAUGCUGUCCUGCCUCCUGAGGAUCAGGGAAAGGGGCAGUGUGACUCCUGUCCCCCCCUGGUUGGGUCCUGAGCAAUAUCCCACUGAGCCUGUUCAGCAGAACCCUGGGGAGGAGGGAGCCUUUUGUGUCUCUGCUGUACUAACUAUGCAGGUGCUCACUGCUUUCCUGUGCAAGAGAGAGAAGGGAGGAAAGGGCAAAAUAGUUCCCCAGCAGCUUGUGGGGGUCCAGAGCACCCCGACCCACACUGUGUGGACACGAGGUGUCAGCAUCUGCCCUGGGAGAUGCCAGGGUGGAAUCGCUUCUGGUGCUGCACGUCCCUUGCUGAGGAGGAGGAGGAGGAG
Lepidothrix coronata (blue-crowned manakin) is the source of this 4874-nucleotide messenger RNA. RefSeq names its product kelch like family member 17 (gene KLHL17). Gene Ontology annotation, molecular function: protein binding. Bases 351 to 1901 code for a protein of 516 amino acids. The transcript has 10 exons. Lineage: Eukaryota; Metazoa; Chordata; Aves; Passeriformes; Pipridae. The record is from RefSeq and is a predicted model, not a curated record.